UCACAAAAAAAUGAGCUAAUUAGCAUAUAAUAUAGCAAUACAAUGACAUACCAUUUACAUCAUUUCAUAUCAUUUGUUUGUGUUAUAUUUAUAUUGAUUCUACAAUUCUCUCACGCCCAUAAUGCACCACAAAACUAUGUAAAUUCCCACAAUACCGCUAGAAAAGAGGUCGGCGUUGGGCCUAUGCAAUGGGAUUCUACGGUGGCUAAAUUCGCGGAAAGCUAUGCCAAUCGAAGGAAGGCUGAUUGUGCACUUCUACACUCCCAUAGUGAAAAGUAUGGUGAGAAUAUCGCGGUUGGAUGGGGAGGGGAGUUCACCGGUUUGGAGGCAGUGAAGUUGUGGGUUGAUGAGAAGGCGGAUUAUGACUACAACUCAAACACAUGUGCGAGGUUCAAGGUGUGUGGACAUUAUACUCAAGUGGUUUGGAGAAACUCGACUCGUCUCGGGUGUGCGAGGGUCAAGUGCGAGAAUAAUGCGUGGUUUGUGACUUGUAAUUAUUAUCCUCCAGGGAACUACAUUGGCACCAAACCAUAUUAGUUAGACUUAGGAUCGAUUACCCCAUUAUAUAACAUAUGAAAUAUUAUGAUGAUGUUUGCUAAGAGUUAUUUUUGUUUAA
Molecule: messenger RNA, 616 nt
Organism: Erigeron canadensis
Lineage: Eukaryota; Viridiplantae; Streptophyta; Magnoliopsida; Asterales; Asteraceae
Product: pathogenesis-related protein PR-1 type-like
Exons: 1
Coding region: 43-537 (164 amino acids)
Cellular component (GO): extracellular region
Source: RefSeq, a predicted model, not a curated record